AUGAUUCCUUUGAUAAUUCAAGUGACAUAUCUCGGAUGUAACAGACGUAAUUUGGAUUCCCUGUUGAACUCGAUGCCUAUUUGGAUCAAAUGGAUUGUUUGCUGUAAAUCAGAAACAUCUCAAGUGGCACCCGCUCAACUGUUACUUCCUUGUUGCGUUUUCAAGAAACCUGCUGGAAAUGGUUGGCAACAACAACGCAAACAGAUAGCAAUUGGAUCAUCAGCUUAUCUUCCAACCAAUUCAAUGCGUUACGAGUUGUUGUCAGUAACGAAUUUAAUUAUAAUUCCAUUCAUUGUUCAAGUGACUUAUCUCGGAUGCAACAAACGGAAUUUAGAUGCGUUGUUGGAAUCACCGAGUCGGCUUUUAUGUUGUGGAUCAAGGAGGACGGCACAAGUGACACCACAGCUGGAUGAUGAUUUGAGGUCAACCACUCGUCCAGUACCACCACAGAAUUAA
This is a messenger RNA of Caenorhabditis remanei, 456 nucleotides long. RefSeq lists its product as uncharacterized. The transcript has 4 exons. The coding region runs from base 1 to 456 and encodes 151 amino acids. Lineage: Eukaryota; Metazoa; Nematoda; Chromadorea; Rhabditida; Rhabditidae. The record is from RefSeq and is a predicted model, not a curated record.